UUCUCUCGGCUUUCGACUCCCCGAUUUCCUCUAAAAAAAUAUUUCGUUUUGAAAAUGCUUGGUUGGACUAUGAGGGGUGCCAUAGUAAUGUUAUCAGUGCCUGGAAUGCUAUUUCUUCUUCCUCUCCCUUGCACUCCUUCUCGCAUUUCAUUUCUUGUACUAAGCGGAAUCUUUGCAGGUGGAAGAGCUCUAGGCCCUGUCAUUUUGAUAAAGAAAUCCAAAAUAUUGAAAGGGAGAUCUCUUCUUUGGACCAGAACGUCACCUCCUGGAUGAUUCUUGGAGGAAUACUUGGCUUAGGGCUCUCAAAAACCGCCACGCUGCCCUCCUCAGGCAAAAAACAAUCUUCUAGGGUCAACGUGCAAGGAAUCGGUGGCUUGCUGGUGGCGAUACAAAUUCUGGAUUUUUUCAAAGAUCGGUCAAGAUUAGGAACCAUAAAAACAGAAUUAACAGCAUCAAAGACACCUCAGCUGGAUGUUCACGGCCCAUCUCGUUGGGCUUGGUCAUCCCCAAAUCACAUGGCUUCCAUCUCCUCCACGGUUUAUGAGCAUAUUUCCAACUCUGUGGAUUCUGGUGCUCAGUGGAGUGGAUGGAAUCAGAUCUGGAAGCUCUCUGUCAUCCCAAGAGUGAAAACUUUCAUCUGGAAAUUGGCUCAUGGCAAACUUUCCACGGGUGCCUAUCUUUACAGCCUGAACAUUGGACCCUAUGUAAAUUGCUACUUCUGUGAUCUGGAAGAGGACUCCAUUGAUCAUACUAUUUGGAAGUGCUCCAAAGUUAAACAUAUCUGGGAUUCUAUACUUGCUUCGAUGAAUAUCUGCCCUCCGGAUCUCCUUUUUCUGAGUUCGGGUAGAUGGUUAACUCACUGGAAUCAUAAAAGAAUGGAAAAUAUUAAGAACAAGGCCCUCAUUACCUCUGCUGCUUGGCUCAUUUGGAAGGAAAGAUGCAACUUCAUCUUUUAGAAGCUCACGCCAAAUCUGGGAAGCAUCCUCUUAAGAGCAAACGCCUACUGUGAGGACUUCUUUGCGGCGUCCGGCAAGAUUCACAGGGAGUUACUGAGACCUAAUUCUAUUUCAAAUUCUAUUUUCAUCUAUACUGACGCCUCUUGGAAAAACAAAACACUCUUGGCUGGCCUGGGCUUUAUUGUCAUUAAUAAUCUGGGAAAAAUUUUAUUGGCAGGAGCUCUGGGUGUCCGCCAUGACUCUCCGAUAAAUGCUGAACUUGAUGCAAUCUAUCAUGCUCUAUCCAUCUGCGGUGAUAGAGGCUGGAAUCCAAACAGAAUCU
Dioscorea cayenensis subsp. rotundata (Guinea yam) is the source of this 1278-nucleotide messenger RNA. RefSeq lists its product as uncharacterized. NCBI's taxonomy places the organism in Eukaryota, Viridiplantae, Streptophyta, Magnoliopsida, Dioscoreales, Dioscoreaceae. The transcript is spliced from 2 exons. The coding region runs from base 270 to 956 and encodes 228 amino acids. The record is from RefSeq and is a predicted model, not a curated record.